Messenger RNA from Nicrophorus vespilloides, 1140 nucleotides. RefSeq names its product lachesin-like. The transcript is spliced from 5 exons. Gene Ontology annotation, cellular component: neuronal cell body; axon; plasma membrane. Gene Ontology annotation, molecular function: axon guidance receptor activity; protein binding. The annotation marks the transcript as partial. Gene Ontology annotation, biological process: synapse organization; homophilic cell-cell adhesion. NCBI's taxonomy places the organism in Eukaryota, Metazoa, Arthropoda, Insecta, Coleoptera, Silphidae. The record is from RefSeq and is a predicted model, not a curated record.
UGCCUCCUACGUUACAAAUGUUACCUUCGAAUGGACAAUCGACGACUAGGAAAGGUGGACCUGUCAGUUUCGAGUGCAGGGCUUCCGGGAAUCCAACGCCUGUAGUUCAAUGGUCGAAAAAGGAUGGAUUGUUGCCAUCUGGGAUGCAGGUGCAGACAGGAUACUUGCUCUCACUUUCGGACGUGCAGAGGCAGCACGGAGGGAUCUACGAGUGUACAGCGUCCAACGGAAUCGGGCAACCUGUAACCGGGACCAUAAAUCUACACGUCCUUUAUCCUCCGGAAGUGAACGUGCUGCGUUCGUGGGUGAACUCGGGUGAAGGAUUAGAGGCGAAGUUGGAUUGCGUGGUGCACGCGGACCCCCCGGCGGAGGUACUUUGGUAUCAAAACUCGUUCCUGCUUCAACCAACUGAUAGAAGACUGAUGAGCCAUCAAGGUCUGACCCAUUCGCUGAUGAUCCGCAAUCUGCAGCUCUCCGACUUCGGCAACUACAGUUGUUCAGUGGUGAACUCCAUCGGAAAGGAGAAGAAGUACAUCGAACUGUCAGGAAAACCGGGUCCACCGAGCAUCACGAGCGCCCAAUACUCGAACCCGCACGAUUACGACCUGACCUGGACCGUCCAGAGCGUCUUCCCCAUCCUGGAAGUGCGCAUCCUCUACAGAAUGAUGCAGAUCAACGCCUCGUACCAUCAUCCGGGUCAAUGGCACGACCUCCUGGUGCGACCCCAUCAGAUCUUCAACGCCGUCACCGGAGAGCGAAGACAGAGUUACCACCUGGUGAACUUGCAAGCGGAUUCCGUGUACGAGUGUCUAGUCCAAACCAAGAACCAGCACGGUUUCGGCGAAUUGAGCGAUCUGCACCAGUGGUUCACCUCGCAGAAGGGAAGACCUCUGGUGCGAUCAUCCUCCGCCUCCAAGAGCUGCCAUCCCUUAGCAACGAUCGCAGCUGCAAUGAUUAUCGUCAGCGUCGCCCUCUGUUGACACCCGAAGCCAAUAACUAAGAAUAAUUAAGACAAAGCGUAUUUUAUCUUGUUUCACGAUCUAGCACUAAUACUAUUUAAUACAUAUAUAUAUAACACAGUGGAAAAUCAACCCUUAAAAUUGGAAUUUUUGAUCAAUCUAUAAACGAAAUCAAAAUGAA